AUGGAAGUAUUGAAGCAAGUGAGAACACAGCAUUGUAGAUUGUUUACUCAGUCAUGCAAUGAUUUUGCAAAAAUUGAGACUGAAAUGAACGAUGAAGAGAAAUUGUCGAAAUUAAGAAUCAUAUCAGAAAAAGGAUCACCUGCUGAUGAACUUUCAAAGAGUUUUCCUCCGAGUGGAGAGAGUUAUAAAACAACAAUUAAUCAACUUAAAACUCGGUAUGGAAAAGAUGAAUUGUUGAUUCAAGUGUAUGGGAGAGAGUUAUUAGCUUUAGUAUUACAGAAGCAAAGCAAAUCUGAGAAAUCUCUGCGGAAACUUUAUGAUCAACUGGAGUCAAAACUUCAAUCACUAGAAGUGUUAGGAGUAACAAGAGAAAAAUAUGCUGCAAUGUUAUUUCCUCUAGUCGAGUCGUCUAUUCCAGAGGAAACGCUCAAGACGUGGGAAAGAUAUCGGACUAUAAACAAACGGUCGAUUAUUCAUGUUGUUCCAAACGUUGAAGGAGCUGAACCAACUACCAAGACUGAUUUGGAUACUUUGCUAGAGUUCUUAGAGAGAGAAGUAGAGGCUGAAGAGAGAGUGAACAUGGCAUCUCAAUCCUUCGUGAGAAGUACAGAUGAUGGUGAGAAACGAAGAAUUCCUACGAAUGGUAGAUUCCAGUUGAAACAAAAAUUUGGUAAAUCUGCACAAGUACCUUCCACUUCUGAAUUGCUUACUUCACCACAUGAUAAGAGAAAGUGCCUUUUUUGUGAAAACCAGCACAAUUCUUGGAAUUGUGAAUAUGCAAAAAAUUGGAGUUUAAAUGAUAGAGAAACUGCUGUUGCAAGAUCACGUUGUUGUUUCUUAUGCUUACGACUAGGCCGCAGAGUAAUAAAUUGCAGACAGAAACCAUGCUUUAAUUGUGGUAAAAAGCACAACAUACUUCUUUGUAGAGAAGUUGCGGCCAGUAAUGAAGUUCAAAACCCAGAGAGUAAAGCAACCACUCUAGUCCUGCUCAUAAGAAAUGGAGAUAAAGACAAACUUGUGAGAGCUAUUAUUGAUACAGGCUCUGAGAGAACAUAUAUUACGAGAGACGUAGUCAAAUAUUUGGGUAUAGAGAAAUGCGGAGAAAUUAAGUUAGUACACAAAUUGUUUGGAAGUGUAUCAUCAGGUGAAAAGUGUCAUUCUCAAUACAAACUUACUUUAGCGAGUACUGAUAACAAAUUUAAUUGCAAAGUACUUUGUUUAGAUCAACCAAUGAUUUCUGAUUAUGUCAAACGCAUCCCUAAUGGUCCAUGGCUGAAAGAGUUGAAUGAAUAUGGAAUUUGUGUGAAUGAUACUGAGUACAGUUCUCUAGGAGUAUCUAAUGACGUCAAAUUAUUACUUGGAGCUGAUGUGGCCGGCAAGCUUUUCACUGGCAAUGUAAAAUGUUUGAUUGAAGGUCCUGUUGCCGUUGAGUCACAUCUAGGGUAG
Parasteatoda tepidariorum (common house spider) is the source of this 1446-nucleotide messenger RNA. The record is from RefSeq and is a predicted model, not a curated record. Lineage: Eukaryota; Metazoa; Arthropoda; Arachnida; Araneae; Theridiidae.